Molecule: messenger RNA, 1778 nt
Organism: Gavialis gangeticus (Gharial)
Lineage: Eukaryota; Metazoa; Chordata; Crocodylia; Gavialidae
Product: 2-oxoglutarate receptor 1-like
Exons: 2
Coding region: 632-1621 (329 amino acids)
Biological process (GO): G protein-coupled receptor signaling pathway
Cellular component (GO): plasma membrane
Molecular function (GO): G protein-coupled receptor activity
Source: RefSeq, a predicted model, not a curated record
AAUUACAGCCCACAGGGAAAAGAUUUUGAGGCAGUAACAAAUGAAUGUGGAUCAUCUAUAUUUUAUUUACAGCAAUUUAAAUACACUGUGGUGAAAGCCAUUUCCACUUACUGCAGAAGGGAGCUUUCAAUUUUUCAUAAUAAAGUUCUAUUCUAAUGAAGAAAGAGCAUGUCAUAUGGAUUUGCACCUGACCCUGAAUAUGGCAACAAGUCUUGCAUGGCUUAGCAAUCACCAUCAACCUACAGGAAAUGAAGAAGAGCUUAAUUUUCCUAUGCAGAGACAUAUUUAAAUGUAAUAUUCCAUUUUCAAUAUAUAAGACUGCUCCUAGAAGGGAGAUGUCUGUGACUGUACCUGCCCUCUCAAGGAACAGCAAACAAGUUGACAAGAGGAAAGAGAGAGAAUGCUUACAACAGGGCAGGUCUAGGAGCUGAAGUAUAAACCCAUAACAGAGCUCUUCCACCAGUCUUCUAAUCUAGCCGGUAUGUGAAAUUUUACUCUGCAUAGGUAGACUGAUUAUAAAUGACAGCAAACCAAACUAAAAUCUGCCUAGCAUGUGAAAUCCAUAGCAUUCUGUAUUCAAAUCAAGGAAAGGGCAAGCUUACAAAAAACUUCCAGCAUUAAGAAGAUACCUAUGAAUAUGACAGCUGAAGACUUGGCCAAUUUUACCACUUUGCCAAUACAGGCAAACUCCUUCAUGAACUGCACAGAAGAAGACUUCUUACUGAUGAAAUACUAUAUCUCUGCUUUUUAUGGGAUGAUUUUUGUGGUGUGUUUCCCAGUGAAUAUUGUUGUAAUCUUCAUGUACUUUUUCAAGAUGAGGCCCUGGAAAAGCAGCACCAUCAUUAUGUUAAACUUGGCUAUCACCGACCUGUUCUACUUAGCUUCUCUUCCUUUCCUGAUACACUACUUUGCCAAUGGAAAUAAUUGGAUCUUUGGAAAUGUCAUGUGCAAGUUUAUUAUCUUCAAUUUCUACUUUAACAUGUAUAGCAGUAUCCUGUUUCUCUGUUGCUUCAGCAUCUUUCGGUUCAUUGUAGUACUCUAUCCAAUUAACUGGAUUUUUGUUCACAAGAAGAAAUGGGCUAUGGUGGCCUGCAUUGUAGUCUGGGUGAUUUCCCUGGGAGCUGUCAGUCCUCUUGGCUUUCUGAUCACCACAAAAAAAAAACAAAACAGAACCAUUUGUAUGGACCUUACUAAUGUUACCAACCUCAAUGCUAGCUGGUGGUACAACUUGCUUCUGACUGUGUUUGCCUUCCUCUUGCCUUUGCUCAUUGUGACACUUUGUUACUCUGCAAUUAUUUACACCUUGGAUAAAGGGCCCAACAAUCGCACUUCUUACAAGCAGAAGGCUCGCAAACUUGCCAUCCUCAUCUUGGCGGUCUUUUAUGUGUGUUUCCUACCCUUCCAUAUCUUUAGAGGGGUCCGGAUAGAACUACAACUAUAUCCAGUUAGCUGUCCAAUUAAGACCCAGAUCCUUGGUAUAUUUACUGCAACUAAACCCUUAGCGGCACUAAAUGUAGUUGGUAACUUAUUACUGUAUGUUGUAAUGGGAGGUAACUUCCAAAGGGCUGUCCUCUCUGUUUUGAAAUUUAGGACAAAAAAAUCUGAACUAGAAAGGCAGUAACAGAGUUGACACAGGAAGAAGCUGGAGGAAUGGGUCAGGUUCACCAUUGGUUUAAAUGAGUAACUCCACAACCCUACUGAUGUUAGUGAUACCAGUUGCAAAUUUGGCCCAAUAUGUUAAAGUUAUACACUGAUGAUUCUGAAUAAAGUUUUGAAUG